CUUGGUCGGCUCUGCCGUUAUCUUCUGCCUCUUCUGGCGUUCUUCUCCCAACCCCGGGGGAUUUACUGGUCCCUGCACGAGGACUCUGCUUAGUAUGGACUCGGCAUCCACGUUCCAAGCCUGGGCAUUCUUCUGCUCCGGACCUGGGCGCCUGGCCGCCCUCGAGGCCGUGGACUUUCCGCUCAGUUUCUCUCUCCUGGUUGGUGACUAGUUUGCCUCGCCACGACUUCCCGCCGAAACGCCGCCCCGGCCCGUCUGGACCCCACACCCCAAACCCCUCGGAACCUGUGCCUGGACCCUCCCUCCGGCCCUCUCUGGCGCCUGCCUCGGCUAACUGGCUCUCAGAAGCCAAGCUCCCUCUGUAGUUAGCCCAUGCUCUCGACCUAGCAGCCGCCUCUCUGUCAGGUCCUGGUCCUCCUUCCCAGCCGCCGCUGCCUUUGACGAAUGGGUGCUUGACUUCCGUGCCCCUGGGCUUAGGAUGAGGAGGAGCUUAGCUCCCAGCCAGCUGGCCAAGAGGAAAUCCGAGGGCAGAUCCUCUGAGGAUGAAGACUGGCAGCCUGGGGCAUCCUCGACUCCUAAGAGACAGAAAUCCAGAAGCGAGACACAGACCCAGGAAUGCUUCCAGUCUCCCUUCCGGAAACCUUUGACUCAGCUGAUUAAUCGGCCAUCCUGCCUGGAUAGCAGUCAACAUGAAGCAUUUAUUCGAAGCAUUUUGUCAAAACCUUUCAAAGUCCCCAUUCCAAAUUAUCAAGGUCCUCUAGGUUCUCGGGCUUUGGGCCUGAAAAGGGCCGGAAUCCGCCGGGCCCUCCACGACCCACUGGAAGAAGGCGCCUUGGUUCUGUAUGAACCACCCAUGCUGAGUGCCCAUGAGCAGCUGAAGCUGGACAAGGAAAAACUCCCUGUCCAUGUGGUUGUUGACCCUAUUCUCAGUAAGGUCUUGCGGCCUCAUCAGAGAGAGGGAGUGAAGUUCCUGUGGGAGUGUGUCACCAGCCGGCGAAUCCCUGGCAGCCACGGCUGCAUCAUGGCUGAUGAGAUGGGCCUAGGAAAGACGCUACAGUGCAUCACAUUGAUGUGGACACUUCUGCGCCAGAGUCCAGAGUGCAAACCAGAAAUUGACAAAGCAGUUGUAGUGUCACCCUCUAGCCUGGUGAAGAAUUGGUACAACGAGGUUGGGAAAUGGCUUGGAGGGAGGAUCCAGCCUCUGGCCAUCGACGGAGGAUCUAAGGAGGAGAUAGACAAAAAGCUGGAGGGAUUCAUGAACCAGCAUGGAGCCAGAGUGCCUUCUCCCAUUCUCAUCAUUUCCUAUGAAACAUUCCGCCUUCAUGUCGGAGUCCUCCAGAAGGGAAGUGUUGGACUAGUCAUCUGUGACGAGGGACACAGGCUCAAGAAUUCUGAGAAUCAAACCUAUCAGGCCUUGGACAGCUUGAAUACCAGGAGGCGGGUGCUCAUCUCUGGGACCCCCAUCCAGAAUGAUCUACUGGAGUACUUCAGCUUGGUACAUUUUGUGAAUUCGGGCAUCCUAGGGACUGCCCAAGAAUUCAAGAAGCGUUUUGAAUUGCCAAUUUUGAAGAGUCGAGAUGCAGCUGCCAGUGAAGCAGACAGGCAGCUAGGAGAAGAGCGACUGAAGGAACUCACCAGUGUUGUGAAUAGGUGUUUGAUACGGAGGACAUCGGAUAUCCUUUCUAAAUAUCUGCCUGUGAAGAUUGAGCAGGUGGUUUGUUGCAGGCUGACACCUCUUCAGACAGAGUUGUACAAGAGGUUUCUGCGACAGGCCAAACCAGCAGAAGAGUUGCGUGAGGGCAAGAUGAGUGUGUCUUCCCUUUCUUCUAUCACCUCUCUAAAGAAGCUUUGUAAUCAUCCAGCUCUAAUCUAUGAUAAAUGUGUCGAAGAGGAGGAUGGCUUUGAGGGUGCCUUGAACAUCUUUCCCCCUGGUUAUAGCUCUAAGGCUGUUGAGCCCCAGCUGUCAGGUAAGAUGCUAGUCCUUGAUUACAUCCUGGCAGUGACUCGAAGCCGCAGCAGUGACAAAGUAGUGCUGGUGUCCAAUUACACCCAGACGCUGGAUCUCUUUGAAAAGCUCUGUCGGGCUAGAAGGUACUUGUAUGUACGCCUGGAUGGCACGAUGUCCAUUAAGAAGCGAGCCAAGGUUGUGGAACGCUUCAAUAGUCCAACGAGUCCUGACUUUGUCUUCAUGUUGAGCAGCAAAGCUGGUGGCUGUGGCCUCAAUCUCAUUGGAGCUAACCGGCUGGUCAUGUUUGAUCCCGAUUGGAACCCAGCCAAUGAUGAACAAGCUAUGGCCCGGGUCUGGCGUGAUGGUCAAAAGAAGACCUGCUAUAUCUAUCGUCUGCUCUCUGCAGGAACCAUUGAGGAGAAAAUCUUCCAGCGUCAGAGCCACAAGAAAGCUCUGAGCAGCUGUGUGGUUGAUGAGGAGCAGGAUGUCGAGCGGCACUUCUCUCUAGGCGAGUUGAAGGAGCUGUUUACCCUGGAUGAGACUAGCCUGAGUGACACACAUGACAGGCUGCACUGCCGCCGUUGUGUCAAUAACCGCCAGGUGUGGCCGCCCCCUGAUGGUUCUGAUUGUACAUCAGACCUGGCUCAAUGGAACCACAGCACUGAUAAGCGGGGGCUCCAGGAUGAGGUACUCCAGGCUGCCUGGGAUGCUGCCUCCACUGCCAUCAGCUUCGUCUUUCACCAGCGUUCCCAUGAGGAGCAACGGGGUGUCCACUGAUAACCUGCUGGUCUGGGUGUAGCUAGCUGUUUGAGGAAAGAGACAGGGAAAAGGGCCCUGCUGAAUUUUGUUCUCUGGGAGAAAAUCAUGGAGAAGGGCUGC
This is a messenger RNA of Ochotona princeps (American pika), 2827 nucleotides long. It is a transcript of the gene RAD54L, whose product is annotated as RAD54 like. Gene Ontology annotation, molecular function: DNA translocase activity; hydrolase activity, acting on acid anhydrides; ATP binding. NCBI's taxonomy places the organism in Eukaryota, Metazoa, Chordata, Mammalia, Lagomorpha, Ochotonidae. Gene Ontology annotation, cellular component: nucleus. The transcript has 18 exons. The coding region runs from base 479 to 2725 and encodes 748 amino acids. Gene Ontology annotation, biological process: reciprocal meiotic recombination; double-strand break repair via synthesis-dependent strand annealing. The record is from RefSeq and is a predicted model, not a curated record.